Messenger RNA from Liolophura sinensis, 1878 nucleotides. Its product is annotated as mediator of RNA polymerase II transcription subunit 8-like. The transcript has 7 exons. The record is from RefSeq and is a predicted model, not a curated record. Lineage: Eukaryota; Metazoa; Mollusca; Polyplacophora; Chitonida; Chitonidae. The coding region runs from base 55 to 837 and encodes 260 amino acids. Gene Ontology annotation, biological process: regulation of transcription by RNA polymerase II. Gene Ontology annotation, molecular function: RNA polymerase II cis-regulatory region sequence-specific DNA binding; transcription coregulator activity. Gene Ontology annotation, cellular component: mediator complex; core mediator complex.
ACAUCUAUAUUUCCGGUGGAAAAAAUGGAACGUUUAUAGAAAACGUUUGUAAAUAUGCAGAGAGACGGAAAACAACUGGAGGCGUCCUUGGACAACUUAAUUCCCAAAGUCCAAGACAUUAAAAAUUCCAUUGGGACGUUCCUUAUGAAACUAGAAAAUGAAUAUACCACCAUGACAUGGCCAUCAGUCCUGGAUAACUUUGCCCUGUUGUCUGGUCAGCUGAACUCCCUGGGCAGGCUGUUGAAGAGUGAACGGAUGCCAGCAUUAAGGAAUUAUGUUUUCUUACCCUUGGAAUUGAACCCUGAGAGAGAUGUUGAGCUAGAGAAACAAACGGAAGGACGAGUCUUGGCAUUCAACCAUGAAGUUGUGCCAGACUAUCUGAGAACCAAACCUGAGCCAGAAGUGGAAGAGAAGGUGCAGCAGCUAUUUACCAAAGCUGGCACAGUGGCCCAGGAUAACACACAGGUAUUAAACCCUGACCGUUCAUUUGUGCCACAGAACAAGAGACAACUAAAUGCAUUGACAAAAAUCACUAGCAAUAUCUUAGACAUCAUCAACUCGGCAAGGGAAGACUGGGAGAACGAGACAAGUAAGAAGAGUAACCCCUCCCCCACGGCAAAUAUGAGUGACACCAAUGUCCUCAUAGCUGCCACAUGUUUCGGGAAAGGACUGAAGCAGCUACGCCGGCCAGACAUCAACACGCAGCAGCAGAUCACUGUGGCUCAGCAACAGGCCAUGCAGCAGAAAAGCCAACACGGAAAUGCCUUGAAGGCGCCCAGUACAAUCAAAACAAACAUCAAAUCAGCAUCCUCCAACCAUCCUUACCAAAGGCCUUGAUUCAAAAAUGUGGAGGAUUAGUUAUAGAAAUGGUAGUGCACCCAAAGGUGGUAACCUAAAAGUAAAGCUGACCUCCAACAUGAAUAAUGAAGUAGAAGAUAAGGCAGCUGAUGGUUGUUUGCCUGAUAGAAGUUUGUUUUUGACAUUCAAGUCCGGGACACAAUGCUUCGAAGUUGACACAACUUGAAUGUAAUCAUCUCUGCAUGGCUGGCAAUAGGGCCCAUUUCACUGCAUUUUUUCAGAAUCUCAUGCUGUCUUGAGCUAGUAAGCAGAAUAGGCUGUAUUGCAGGUUCACUCUUCAGCAAGACAAACUAACAGGGCCAGAACACCAUUUUACAGGAGUAGGUAGAUUGAAUAUACAUCUAUGCCAGGGGCCAGUGAGUGUCCCACAAAUAAGCUUAAAAUGCACUAAAUUUGCCAGAUUGUGCGUGAUUUGCCAAAGGAAAUGAACAAUGCUUUAUAAAUAUGGAUAAAGACCAAUCAUGAGUGUUUUUCUCUUGGGCAGUAAAGAAAUCCAGGUAUGUCACACUAGAAAGAGUGCUCUUGCUUAAUAAACAUGAAUAUGUAGUACUUCAAAGCAGUGACGUCGUGGGUAUGCAGAUUGGCCAAUGCCAUGAUAACUGUGUCAAGAGACCUUCCUUCACAACACGUGUAGAGCUAUUCCAAAACCAAUCAGAAUGUGGCGUUGUAGUAUGAACUGUUUGAAGCCUACAAAAUACAAGGUAACUCGACACAUGCGUGGUAUUUUUGCAUGUAAAUGUGCAAUACAUCAUAUGCAGACACCACUGGAAAGAUGUAUACGUCCUGCGGCAAAUGAUGAAAGUAUUUGCAGGAUGAAUGUGUAAAUAUUCACAUGAAUAAAUUAUUACCAUGUAAAUGAGAUUUUCACACAUUUUCAUGGUAUUGGCUUGCAAUGUGUUUUGUUAUGUUAAGAUUAAAGCGUUCAGAAAUACCAGUCCUUCAAGUGUAUUAAAAGUGAAAUCUACUGGAACUAUACCAGUCUAGGCUCAGCUGCAAAAACGCUUCAGAACAAACAAGUGU